Striga asiatica is the source of this 918-nucleotide messenger RNA. The record is from the annotation of a GenBank genome assembly. Lineage: Eukaryota; Viridiplantae; Streptophyta; Magnoliopsida; Lamiales; Orobanchaceae.
AACUUUUACCGUAUACGUAGUGCUUUCUCAUACGGUGCCCGUAAACUGGCACGGAUAAUCUGCCAGCCUGUAAAUUCUAUCACCAACGAGCUUCAUUUGUUCUUCUCAAACACUUUAGGAAGGCACGGAGGCUCAUACAGACCCGAAAUUGACUUUCUUGACAUCUCUACUCGAAAUUUUCGUCAAGAUAUACCAAAACAGACUGAACAAACCUCAAACAUAAAUAUAUCUGAAAAUGCACUCGGCUUCCCUUACCAUGCGCCUCACUUGUAUUUUCCUAAGAAGGAUCAAAAUCCAGACGAGCCUUAUAAACAUGAAAAGAAAUAUAUUUAUCCUUCGAAACCCGACGAAAAUCGGGCUCCUGAAUCAAAUGAGGGCUCGUCUGAUGAUCUCAGCGGGGAUUUCGAGGGUUACAUGCGCUGCCUUAAUUACGGCAAGUGGUGGUAUGAGCAGGGCUUAAAUGUCGUGCGUUCUUUGCCUCUGCCUCCUUUGUCGGGCCCUCCUUUUCCGAGUAAUGGCCCGUUAUCGCACUUUAGGCCAAAUGGAUUUUCCUAUGGGCAUCAUCCUAAUGGGCUCCACCUUGGCCCAGGCCCAGCUAUGUACAACGUGCAACCCGUAAUUUUACCGAACGUUACAUUUGGGUGGGAUGAAGUGCCUAAACCAAGAGGGACGGGGACUUAUUUUCCUAACACGAAUCAACUCCCUCAGCCUCAAGCCUAUAGCCAUAGGCCUUCAACAGCUAUGAUCAGUAGGAACCAAAACCAGAAUCAACUCGCUCAAUGUUAUAAGCCAAUUCGUAACAAUGAGCCGAACAUGAUAUUUACAGAGCCGAAUAUGUUAGAAGGGAGCAGCCAUGAAGUAUCAUCACAAUAUUCUUCUCGUCCCAAUUCAAAUAACAGCUUGUCCGAACCUAUGAUU